CUUGCAGUUCAAGUAGAGAAGUCAUCGAGUGGUUUCCAUAUCGAUCUUGAUGAUUUUCUCGCUGGUCUUCUUCUCCUUGCUAAUGAGUUGUCGCGGUUUGCGGUGAAUAGUGUCACAUCAGCAGAUUAUGGGCGGCCUUUUAAAAUAGCCGCAUUUGUGGCUGAACUGGACGCUGGCUUCAGACUUUUGAACCUUAAAAAUGACUCUCUUAGAAAGAAGUUUGAUGGACUCAAAUAUGACCUGAAGAAAAUCGAGGAAGUUGUGUAUGAUCUGACCAUCAGGGGGCUGAAACCGUCUACAGAGGAAGCAAGUUGAAUUAGUAACAUGGAGGCGGGUCGUCAAGAAAUUUCCGACAUCCUGGGAUAUUUUUAGGAGUCACCGGGCGAAAUUCAAUUUUGUUGACGUUGGUGGAGAGUUUUGAUCUCAGUCUCAGUCUGUUUUGCACGAUAUUUAUCGCAUAAGAAGAAUCAACUGAAAAAGGUGAACGCUGCGAUCGGCGUUUGGUUAUUUGGAAAUGAUUCGCAACGGAGUGAAAUUUGUCGAAGUAAAGAAGACCGACUUUGAUAUUGUGUUGAAUGAAACUCAAACUGAUCCUGAAAACAAAGUGUGCAUCAGCUAUUAAAUAAGUGUUUUCAGUUAUUCUCUCUUUUCAAUCCCACAAUUUGUGGUUUGUGGUUUCAAAUUUGUUGAGAAAUUUCUCCGUUUCUGUGCACGUAAUUACUCGGUAUUUAAGAGGAACAGUGACACCGAUAUUGUAUAGUGGAGAUAAGGAUAAGUUGAUUUAAAUACAAUAUAAACACAAAACUCCACUGUAGAUCAUA
This is a messenger RNA of Stylophora pistillata, 821 nucleotides long. Its product is annotated as translin. The record is from RefSeq and is a predicted model, not a curated record. Gene Ontology annotation, biological process: RNA metabolic process. Gene Ontology annotation, molecular function: RNA binding; single-stranded DNA binding; sequence-specific DNA binding. NCBI's taxonomy places the organism in Eukaryota, Metazoa, Cnidaria, Anthozoa, Scleractinia, Pocilloporidae.